UGAAAUAAUUGCGUGUGUGAGAGAUUUUUUUUAAUGAGUUUUGCAUUAUUUUGGAAGCUGAGCUUGCAGUAAAACGAGAAGAACACGUGCAGUGGGUGGGGCGUUCACGGCCAGUCUGUAAAUGUCAGCACAGCACGCAGCCGCGUCAACAAUGUUUGAAUAAUUCCACGCCAAGAGCACUUGACGGCGCCAUCAUGGCCGAGGAGCACCGCCGACAAAACGAGCCGAGUGAGACUCCUUUCAGCUUCGGAGACGAUCUGGAGCUCAACCGGUUCGACGGAUUACCCUUUUCCUCGCGUUACUACCAACUCCUCCGGGAGAGGAAGACUCUGCAGGUGUGGGGGGCGAGGAGGCAGUUGGAGGACGCGCUUGUGACGCGGCAGGUGGUGGUGGUGGUGUCUGGACCCGCCCGGACCGGGAGGAGCACGCAGAUCCCUCAGUGGUGUGCGGAGCUCUGCCUGUCCGCCAAGUAUCGCCACGGGACGGUGGUUUGCACGCAGACUAGCGGGCACAGAGCCGUGGACUUGGCCCUGCGCGUCGCCGACGAAAUGGACGUGAACGUCGGCCACGAAGUCGGUUACAGCGUCCGGCUGGAGGCGUGCUGCUGCUCCGAUACUGUUCUCAGAUUUUCCACCGAUGACAUGUUGCUAAGAGAGAUGAUGUCCGACCCUUUCCUGGAGAACUACGCCAUCAUCGUCAUCGAUCAGGCCCACCAGAGGACCGUCAGCACCGACCUGCUGCUGGGUCUCCUGAAGGCCGUCCUGGUCCACAGACCCGAGCUCAGAGUCGUGGUCCUGGCCGCCACGCCCUUCACCGACGACUUCCUGACCCACUUCCCAGGUGCGCCGCUCAUCAAGCUGGAGUGCCGGCGUCAGCCCCGGGUGAUCCACUGCAGCGGCGCCGACAAGGACUACUUCUACUCCGCACUCAGGCUGGUUCUGGAGAUCCACCGGACCAAAGAGGACGGAGACGUCAUGGUCUUCUUGGCUUCCGAGGAUGAGGUGCUCCGCGCUCACAGCAUCCUGCAGAAAGAAGGAACCAGGCUGGGAGGAGAACUGGGUCACAUGGUUCCUGUGGCCAUGUGCCCCAGCCAGGGAGGACUUCCUGUCCCGCCUCCUUCGGAUGAGCGAGGAAACGCCCACAAUUCACGGAGAGUUUUCCUGGCGACGCAACAGGCGGAGGACUCGUGGCGGCCGAUGGAGUCGGUGCACUUUGUCAUCGACGCGGGAGUCCAGAAGAAAAUGGUUUACAAUCCGAGAAUACGAGCCUACGCCGAGGUGCUGCAGUCCAUCAGUUGUUGUCAGGCGGAGCUGCGCGAGGAUCUGUGUGGACCGGCAGGUAAAUGUUUCCGUUUAUACCCCGACGACGGGCAGCUUCCCACGCAGAGGUCGCCUCAGAUCCUGGAGUCCAACAUCACGUCCACGGUUCUCUUCCUCAAAAGGAUGGAGAUCGGAGGUCUGGGACAGUGCGAGUUCAUCCACAGACCAGAUCCUGAGGGUCUCAUGCAGGCUCUGGAGGAACUGGACUAUCUGGCCGCCUUGGACGACGACGGCAACCUCUCGGAGAUAGGCAUCAUCAUGUCGGAGAUCCCCCUGGAGCCUCAGAUGGCCAAAGCCGUGCUGGCGUCCUGCGAGUUCGACUGUGUGAGCGAGAUGCUGACCGUCGCCGCCAUGCUUUCAGCUCCAAGCUGCUUCCUGGAGCCGCCGUCCUCCGUGAGCCACGAGGCCGUGCGGUGUCGCAGAAAGUUCCAGCACCCCGAGGGCGACCACUUCACCCUCAUCAACGUGUACGACGCCUUCAAGAGAAGCCAGAGGACGCCAUACGUCGGCGCCGAAAAGUGGUGCCGGGAUCAUUUUCUGGAUCAUUCCGCCCUCCAGAUGGCCGAGCAGGUGCGGUCGGAGCUGAUGGACACCCUGAACAGGAUCGAGCUCCCCGUGUCGGAGGCAGCGUUCGGCACCAGGGGCAACGCGUCCGACCUGAAGCGAGCGCUGCUGGCGGGCUUCUUCAUGCAGAUCGCCCGGGACGUGGACGGCUCGGGGAACUACUUCAUCCUGGCUCACAAGCACCUGGCGCAGGUGCAGCCCACAUCCGCCUACGGCCCGCAGUCCAGCAAGCUGGGGGUGCCCGAGUGGGUGGUCUUCCACGAGUACACGCUGUCGGACAAUAACUGCAUGAGGAUAGUGUCGGAGAUUUCACCUCAAGUCUUCACUCAAAUGGCCCCGCUGUACUUCUUCUACAAUCUGCCCCCUAGCGAGAGCAAAGAGAUACUGCAAGACCUGCUGGACCCUGACAGAGCAUCAACUUGUAAGGACGAGAGACACCAAGUUGCUAACAGUGUGCAGUCUUCUGACAGGUGUGUCAUUCAGUAGAGAAUGGAAAAGAAGUGAACAGUCAAGGAUGUGAACAAAACUGUAUUAUUAGGAACGUCCUCAUACAAGUUGUAUUUUAACUGUAGUGCAUAUUUCAUACUAAUUAAAAAGGCAGGAGAGCACCUGAGUGGGUUUUAAUGUCCUCAGCUUUCUCUGGUCCUGAUACUUCUUCACAAUCCUGUAGUUUGUUUAAGCUCUCCAUGGAGAUUUGUCAUCACUGGAAAAAUAGUUCAAUAAAUUCUGUUAAACAUGAUUUAUUUAAUGAUGUAAAUUCAUAAUUCACAGUCAUAUUUUUGGAGGGGAGGAUUUGAAUGUCUGUCUUUUGGCCGUUCAAACGGUCAAGUAUUCUUUGAGUUUGUCCAUGAUGGAGGACAUCCUGUCUGCCGGGAUCAACAUGACCGUCCUGAAAGGCUUCAUGGGAACGUCAUCGAAGGACCACCUCCCACUCAAGCACGUAUCCGCGUCUGCCUGGACGGAGAAGUGGAACUUGAGGGUGGCGUGCUGCAAGCGGACAAAAACAUCAUUACUAUCAUCUGUUUUUAUUCAAACGUGUCAUUUCCGUGACGAACCUCAUAGAAGAACUCCUCCUCAGCGUUGAUGAACAUAUACUCGUCCUUAGGAGCGCCCCCUCUGGCAGGAAUGGUCUUGGUGGACUCCUUGCAGGUCUUACUGAUCAUCAGGCAGUAGUGAUACUUCCCACUGGGCUUGUUGGUCCUCUGCGCGUCUGUGAUCUCCUCCCUGUUGUCAAAGUACAAAACAUGCACCUGUCAAUUGACUAUUAGAGAUGUCAAAAUAAAAGCCUUGUCGGGUUUUCUAUUCUCUUUCAUUUUAAUUUGCAUAAAUGGCCAUGAAGAGGUAGGUUUAUCUACACUGCAACUCCCUGAAUGCUAGUGAGAAACAAGUAAAUAUGCAGUCUGCCCUCUAGUGGCCACAAAUAUGUCACCUGCUUAAAACGGAAUUUA
Molecule: messenger RNA, 3331 nt
Organism: Entelurus aequoreus (snake pipefish)
Lineage: Eukaryota; Metazoa; Chordata; Actinopteri; Syngnathiformes; Syngnathidae
Gene: dhx32a
Product: DEAH (Asp-Glu-Ala-His) box polypeptide 32a
Exons: 10
Coding region: 195-2369 (724 amino acids)
Cellular component (GO): spliceosomal complex; intracellular anatomical structure
Molecular function (GO): RNA binding
Source: RefSeq, a predicted model, not a curated record